AUGUUAUACUUUAAUCAGAAUCUCGAUCACUUCACUUUCACACCGAAAAGCUACAUGACAUUUCAACAAAGAUACGCCAUCGAUUCCAAGCACUGGGGUGGUGCUAAAGCAAACGCACCAAUCUUAGCGUUUCUUGGAGAAGAGUCGUCCUUGGACUCCGAUUUGUCUGCCAUCGGUUUUCUUCGUGACAACGGUCCUCGUUUUAAAGCGCUCCUCGUCUACAUAGAGCAUAGGUAUUAUGGAAAGAGUAUGCCAUUUGGAUCGGCAGAAGAAGCAUUGAAGAACGCGAGUACGUUGGGGUAUUUAAACGCAGAACAAGCCCUAGCAGACUAUGCCGCGAUUCUCUUGCACGUUAAGGAGAAGUACUCAACCAAACACAGCCCUAUCAUUGUCAUAGGAGGAUCAUAUGGUGGAAUGUUAGCGGCAUGGUUCAGGCUAAAAUACCCGCACAUAGCACUCGGAGCUUUAGCAUCUUCAGCUCCUCUUCUCUACUUUGAAGAUAUUCGUCCUAAAGUUGGUUAUUAUUAUAUUGUAACCAAUGUUUUCAAGAAAACGAGUGAGAGAUGUUAUAACACAAUCCGUAGAUCUUGGCAAGAAAUCGAUAGAGUUGCUGCCACACCCAACGGUCUCUUGAUCCUCAGCAAAAAAUUCAAAACUUGCGCUCCAUUGAACGGAAGCUUCAAUAUCAAAGACUUCAUGGAUUCAAUAUACGCGGAAGCUGUUCAAUACAACCGGGGUCCAAGUUAUUGGGUGACCAGCGUGUGUAACGCAAUCAACGCCAACCCACCAAACCGUAAAAUUGAUUUACUCGACCGGAUUUCCGCAGGUGUUGUCGCUUUAGUAGGCAACCGAUCUUGCUAUGAUACCAAUAUGUUUGCGCAGCCUACAAACAAUAACAUUGCAUGGAGAUGGCAGAGCUGCAGCGAGAUAGUAAUGCCGAUAGGAUAUGACAAACAAGACACGAUGUUCCCAACGUCGCCGUUUAAUAUGACCAGUUUUAUUGACGGCUGUGAAUCUUACUAUGGUGUCCCUCCUCGGCCACAUUGGAUCACGACGUACUUUGGCAUUCAGGAUGUCAAGUUAAUUCUUCGAAGAUUUGGGAGCAACAUCAUUUUCUCUAAUGGAUUGUCAGAUCCUUACAGCGUUGGCGGAGUCUUAGAGGAUAUUUCAGAUACUUUAGUCGCCAUGAUGACAAAAAAUGGUUCACAUUGUCAAGACAUUGGGUUGAAGAGCAAAGGAGAUCCGGAGUGGCUUGUGAUGCAACGAGAGGAAGAAAUUAAUAUAAUUGAUUCUUGGAUUUCAACCUACCAAAAAGAUCUACAAAUUCUUAAGUCUUAA
Molecule: messenger RNA, 1338 nt
Organism: Microthlaspi erraticum
Lineage: Eukaryota; Viridiplantae; Streptophyta; Magnoliopsida; Brassicales; Brassicaceae
Source: the annotation of a GenBank genome assembly